Owenia fusiformis is the source of this 518-nucleotide messenger RNA. The record is from the annotation of a GenBank genome assembly. Lineage: Eukaryota; Metazoa; Annelida; Polychaeta; Sabellida; Oweniidae.
AUGGAGAAGUAUGCAAUGGAAAGAGUGUCACUCAGGUCUAUUGUGGAGGAACCAUAUGCACCUGUAGUAAGUAAUACACUUUCAAUUAAUACAAUGGAGAAGUAUGCGAUGGAGCGAGUGUCACUCAGGUCUAUUGUGGAGGAACCAUAUGCACCUGUAGAUAGACUUCUGAGUGCACUUUGCAAGCAUAUAGACUGCUCAGCUCAGACAAUUAAUUCUUUCGCAGUUGAUCUCCAAGAAACAGCUAUUAACAAGAAUUCUGUACAAAAGUUUGACAAGAUCAUCACAUUUCUUGAGUUAGAACAAUGCACACUUAGCAAAUACGCCCCGAGUACGCCAGUCAAGGGCUCUAUAUUCAGCAAGCCGUACAAGGCUGCCAUGUCAACAGAGAAUGAGAUCUGCCUAUUCCCAUAUGACAUUGACAAUGAACUCUGCAAGAGAAUCACUAUGGGCCUGUCACACACUAGGAAACUAUAGCAAUGCAUUAUCUAGUAACAUAGCAACAUGGUUACCAAGCA